Fundulus heteroclitus (mummichog) is the source of this 6841-nucleotide messenger RNA. RefSeq names its product ventral anterior homeobox 2 (gene vax2). Gene Ontology annotation, biological process: brain development; regulation of DNA-templated transcription; central nervous system development. Bases 797 to 1711 code for a protein of 304 amino acids. The record is from RefSeq and is a predicted model, not a curated record. Lineage: Eukaryota; Metazoa; Chordata; Actinopteri; Cyprinodontiformes; Fundulidae. The transcript is spliced from 3 exons. Gene Ontology annotation, molecular function: DNA binding; DNA-binding transcription factor activity, RNA polymerase II-specific.
ACGUCCUCCCCUCACCAUCCUCCGCUCUGUGUUUGUGAAGACGGGGUGGAACCUGACGGUUCUGCUCUCAAGCAAUUUAUAAAUAACAACAACAACAACAAAAAAAAAAAAAAACCCCAGACCCAACAAAGGCGCUGCAAACUUUAUCCAUUUCCUAACAGUGCACAUAGAUGUUUUUUUUUCUUCCUGUGCGCCGACCCCCUUUAUGUGGCACCACCAACACACACUCCAAGGAUCCGCAGAGGCAGCUGGUGUGGCUGGGAGCUGAUCUGGACAAACAAGCAGAAACUUUCACCGGUCUGUUCUGAACUGUAGCUGCUGCUCAGAUCAUUUUUUUUCCUCCCUUUUCCUGCGCACCGCCUCUCACUUUUUUCUCUCCGUGGGUGAGCUUUUUUUUUUUUUUUUUUUUCUCCUCCUUUCACUGGCACCUCCCUGCUCCUCCACAGAUCCUCACCAUGCAUCUCCACCUGCAGCUCCAGGCUGCUGCAGCUUGAGUAAAAGAGCCCGGCCGGCUGACCCACCUCCUCCUUCGGACACUUGGACCGGCGCGUCAUGCCGCCACACCUGAAGCGCACGCCGGUUCCGCUGCUGGAGCGCACCGUGUCUUUAUAAGUGGAUCUACUUCUGUUUUCCUUUUGAGGGAGAGAGGGGGGGCAUGCUCUGCUCGUCUCUGGAGAACAUUUGCAAAGAGAAGAAAGUAGAAGGAGAAGAAGAGUGACUACUAGAGAGAAGGAAGGAAGGAAGGAAGGAAGGAAGGAGAAGCUCCACCACCAGAGAGACUCUAACUUAGUUGUAGAUGUUCGAUCAGGCCACGACUAUGGGCGAUGGGAGCCACCGCUGUGGACCCAACCCGCUGGACAGGAUGGAGGGCAAGUGCCGCCCCGACAUGGGCAGCAGGUCGCCGGUGCAGAGCUCCACCGACACUCCGGGGACCUCCGCGUCCACGCCGACGUCCUCCAGCGAAGACGGACACGACAAACUUCUGGGAGUGGACCCGGACUACUGUCGUAGGAUAUUAGUGAGGGACGCCAAAGGCACCAUCCGGGAGAUCGUGCUGCCUAAGGGCCUGGACCUGGACCGGCCCAAACGCACCAGGACCUCGUUCACGGCCGAGCAGCUGUACCGGCUGGAGCUGGAGUUCCAGCGGUGCCAGUACGUGGUGGGCCGGGAGCGCACGGAGCUGGCCCGGCAGCUGAACCUCUCGGAAACACAGGUGAAGGUCUGGUUCCAGAACCGCCGGACCAAGCAGAAGAAGGACACCACCAAGGACUCCGACAAGCGCUCCUCCUCCACGUCAGAGUCUUUGGCCACCUGCAACAUCCUGCGCCUCCUGGAGCAGGGCCGCCUCCUGUCAGGGCCCGCCCCGCCCCCUAACGCUCUCCUGGGGCCUCCGGCUCACCCCACGAACGGCUCCCUGCUGAGCAGCCCCGGCGGGGGCUCCUCCACCUCCCCGGGGAUCAGCAGCAGCACCUCACCCAGCUCCCUACCCGGCGGGACGUUCGGCCUCUCGCUGCCGUCUCUGGGCGGCACUCCGUCGUCGCCGCGGCUGGGCGUCCCGCCCCCGCACUCCCUCUGCUUCUCCAUGCCCCUCCUGGGCGGGGCCCAUCACGAACUGACGUCCACCUACGGCUGCGGGUCGUCGGCCUUCGAGCCGUACAUGCGUCUGGACAGGAAGGAGGCAGAUCUAGGCGGGAAGAAAACGGUCUCCUAAACUACGGGGCUCUCUUUUAGGAGCCCGAAGGAGGACGUGACUUUAGGAGCUUCAUCCUGCCACUGGACAGGCAAAGAAAAUGUGAAAACGGCAGUGACAGGGUUGCUUUGUAGCGACGCCAUUUUGUGUAAAAUGAUACUGAGAAAAAAAAAAAAAAAAAAAAAAGACUUGAUGGAAAGUGUUACGUUUUUUUUGUUGGAGUGUGUAUGUUGCAGACAGAUGUUUUUAUCAUCACUCUAUUUACGGUAGUUUUAAGUGACUCUUCACUUUCUGUCCAGUAAGUUUGUGUGUAUGUGUGUGAUUUUCUUUCUCUCUCUCUCUCUCUUUUUAUGGGCCUUCAUUUACUGUUCAGGAAAAAAAAAAAAGCAUACUUGACAUGAAUGGUUUGAACCCCUUCUCAGCAGGCGACCUGUAACAGGAACGCCACAGUAAGCUUUCUCCUCGUCGCAGAGGUCUAUCCUUGUAGAGUUUCGGAGCUGGGAUGAGGCUGGCACUGCGUCUGGACGAGACGGGCAGUAAUUACACCUAAAUAUUCCUGUUCAAGGGGCCGUGUUGGCUUUUUAGUUGAUGUGCUAUCACAGUAGAAAAGAAACACACACACAAACACAAAAAAAAAAAUAAUCGUAGCAUCUUAAUAUCAGUCUGUUUGGUGUCCAGAUGUAGUUUUUGUAAAAAAUCUUCCUUUUUUUUAAUUUAUUCUUUUUUUUUUUAAAUAUUGUUAUCAUUUUACUUCGGUUGUGUACGAAAACAGUAAUUGGUAGGAUCCGGUUGACCGAUGCAAACUUACAGUACAUAUCUUGGUCUGAUGGUUUAACGCGAAAGCAAACGGAGACAAAGGCAAGAGAGAGAAGGACGGUGAAAAGCAUUCCACAGAUGAAAUUUUCUGAGGUGGCCGAGCUUCCAUUCAUCGAGCGUAGGCCCCGAGAAACGGACAGAGAAAACCUCUGAACUAAUGUUGAUUUGCACGUCUCACACCUUCUAAAUCAACUCGGCGGGAGUUCAGAGAAAGAAUCCAUUUUAACAGAUUCAACCUGAGGAUCUUUGCCCCUGCUGCCUUUUUGGGUCUCGAGCUUCAGCUGCAGGCGACGAAUCGACAUGUUGCUCCACCGAAAAUUCAUCUCCAGCAAACAUAUUUGCCCAAAAGAAACAACACAUGAGGCCAAAGUUAACAUGUUUAGCCUCCGUGUGAAAUGCAUUUGUGAAAUGGCAAGUCUGCUCUUGUGUCUUUAGGUUUUAUUUGUGUUGUGCUCGUUAUGUCCUGUUUCACAUGGUCGCCAUUUUCACAACCUGACUUUUCACAAAAUAGUUGAGUUUAGGCGUGGGCCUGUAGGAGAUUCUCAUUUUGUAUUAACUCAAAUGUAAAACAGGGUCUAAUUGCUUUUGCUCAAAACAGAAAAGCAAUAAUUAUUCUAACUGCUGCUAAAAUAGUCUACUAUACUCAUCAACAGUCAUUAUAAUGUGAUUUAUUACAUUUGUUUCUGUUAUUCUGAGGCACAAUGAACCAAAAUGACUGAAGCCUGUGAAAUGUCAUAGCAGUAGAUUUUAAAUAUUUAUUGCCCAGACCAUAUUAGCCCACGUUUUUCUUGUUCUGCUAAUUAGCCACCUUAUUCCUAUUACCCAUGAGGCUACUGCAGAGCAAAUAUGGGCUAAAACAUGUUAAAAAAACCAACACUUUGAAGAUGAUAUAGGCGUUGCUACACCUUUAUCUUACAAAAAUUAGGACGGCGACCUGAAGAAAUAGACUCUAAUCACAUAUACCAGCAUAUUCAGCUGCUUUGUCAAUCCAUUGAUACAGACAGGGAACAGAGUUUAAAAUAGUUUACAACCUUUCAAGACAUGGAGAGCUUGAUCAUUAUGUCGUUGACCAUUGUUUGAUGCCAUUAUUUUGGUUUUUGGUUGAAAACGUGGUCAUUCUUGGAAAAAAUAUAAAGAGAUCUCAUGUAGUAUUGAAUUAUUGUAGAUCUAUGUUUCUAUAAUCCAACAUCAGAUCUGAUCUUACAGGAAUUUAUCUGUAACCCUAAAGUCAACUCUGGUACAAACAGAUGACACUGAAACUUGAUCAUCUGUACCUUUUUGGCAACCCACACCAUCAAUCUAAAUGGACCAAAAACAGACACCAGAUAUGCUCUUAAUUCAUGAGUGAUUUAUCAGCAGUCUGGGCAUGAUGAAAGCAGCUUUGACUGCAGCUGAGAGGAGCCUCUAUGUGAGGACUUGGCCUCCUGCGAGCGCUUUGUGACGAGUGAGAGGCCAGCGGGAGCGGCCAUUGCUCGUUAAGAACAGAGUGACGGGAGAGUUUUACAGUCAGAAUCACCACUAACACCAGAAAAGUCUCUGGAUUCAUCUGGAGAUUAAAUUUUUUGGUUCAUUUUGAAAAAGAGUAAUAUUGGCAAUGAUGAAAAUAGCAGGCAUACAAGGUAUUUCAGCGGCCGUUUUAUAUUUAGCCAUUACAGCCCCAUUUAUCUUGACUCGUCAUUUGCUGGUACCUGACAGAAAAUAAUCCACUGAUUGCAGAAACAAUCCUUUUUUUUUAUUUUUAUUUUACUCUAAAGGGAUGCUUAGAAGCGUCUCAGACACUGCAAGCGAAACAAGUCAUUUCCAUUGGUGUGUGAUUGUUCAGAAAGAGUAAAUUCGCUAAAUUUAGUUACUUUAAACAUUAAGCUCACACACAAGAUUAGCUACCUAUAAAAAUAGCUUCAAGCCAACUUCCAAAAUCUCACCAGAAGAUGCAAACACAAUUAAACCUACAGCAGCUUCGCCCAGAAUGAGGGAAUUGUAGCCUGACAGGAGUAAAAAGUGGCGCUCUUUCAGUGUUCAUGCUGUUGCGGUCCUUUCAGCCAGCUGAGGCACUGCGCAGCAACAAGUGGGGGAGGGGCAGUGUAACUAAACGGUCGACACAUCCAGAGGAAAGUCAGGCCACGCCGUCUGUCCCCAUGUUGUGUGUUUAGCUUUUUACAUUAAAAGUUUAAACUUUUUUUUUUAAAAGGUUUCUUUUUAAACCCGUUGAGACGGUUGAGCGGUGCAUGUCUGGUGGAGAAGCGUCACGCUGCGUCACGCCGACAUCGUUACCGUCUUCCUCGUUUUCCACCUCCCGUCACACUUCACCUCGGCCCUUCCUUCUGACUGCUCUCCAUUGAAAGCACUCUAAGCUUGUUGUUUUCUUUUCACAUCCCCACCAGUCGCUUCAUUUUUCAGCCUUCAUGUUGUUGGAAGCGAAACCAUGUGUUGAAGAAAGAAAGGCGUAAUGUUUUCUUCCUUGGUUAGCGUUUGGCGGCAGUUUAUUCCUAGAAAAGGCAAUUUCUGCUAUUACAGUCCCUGAGUUGGUUUUAUAAUCAACUACACUUUUUCUAAUUGAAUGAUUUGAAGCUAAACUGACCUCCGUGUGCUUGGAUUGGGGGAAAAAAAAUUACAUUUAUUGAAGGUAGAAAGGAGAGCAAAGGAAGAAUCACCCGUUUCAUGUUUUUCUUUCUCAUAAAAAGCAGUUCCUCCAGGCUUCCUUCUCGGUCAAAUCGCUCACAAGAACCUGCAAUUUGCAACCAUUUGCCCUCAAUUUGUGCGUGUCGUUUGCGUUUCCAGUCCCCCGUUUCUGCUGCCGUUUGUCAUCGGUUUUCCUUUUGAAUUUUUUUUUUUCUUUUCUCCCGUUAUGUGUUUUUUCAUUAUUAUUUUCUGUCAGUCUAAGGUGUUUCAGCGGCACGGAGAAAAAAAAAAAAGAAAAAAGAAAAAGCAGAAAGGCACUGCCGUGACAUCAAUUUAUAAAGCGCUUACGAGUGAAGGCAGGCCCAGUUUUUCCAGAUAAAUUUCCCGUGGAGCAAAUGGAGAGGAUCUGACCUCGGUCUGUCGGUUCGCGGGGCCUUUUCGCACCCAUGUAGCAGCAGCUUGUAGCCGAUAAUUUCUGAACGCAGCUGUACCGCGAAGAGAAAGAAAAACACCCACUCUGGGCUCUUUGCGGCGGUACACCUGUGCUCUUGUUGAACACUGUAUUAUUUUCUAUAAGCACCAUCCAUAAUUCACACUCUCCUGCAUCAAAUAUUGAGCAGCGAAACGGAGCUGAGAGGUCAGGAGGCCCGCUUCUCGUGUAAAGCCGACGCACUCCUUCGCAAAUUACUCUCCUUUUUUUCCUCGCAGCCACGCCGUCUCUUUCCCGUCGCACCGUAAACACACUAUGUUCUCGUUCCCUUUUUUUUUUUUUUUUUGCUUUUGCUUCAGUUGCUCGAGACAAUUGAUGCAAAAGGCUCUUAUUUAUUAGUCAAACCUGCUCGGUUUCAGUCUCUGCCACCGUGACCUGAGGAGGGUAUUGUAAAUGAAAGGAAAAAAAAAAAAAAAAGAAUAAUAAAAAUAAAAAUAUACAGGUUAAGGCUUCUCACACUUCCUGUUUUUCUCUUGCGAUUCAGCACUGACUCCUUUUUGUGUCAUUGAUCGAUGGUGUUUUGUAAUGUAUAUCUGCAGUUAUUGUAUCGUGUGCUCAGCUUCGUUGGGGCGGGGGGGGGGGAAGGGUUGUGAGAGCGAGACGCUGCCUCUUGUGGAGCGAAAGAACUGAUAAAGCCUUGCUCCGUUUAAGACAAAGCCCGUUUGUAGUUUGUUUAUCGGUUUCUUCUCAUUCCAGCUGAGACGAAGUGUUUUACUUUUGAUUUAAAAGAAGAAAAAUGCUACAGGCGUCUAUUGGCCUCUCCAUGAUUUUUGUUUUAGACUGCAUGAAAGCUGUUGUUUUAAUUCCUCAUAAUGCACCGUCGAGGUCCGGCAGAGGCCCCUUGUUUGUUUUCUUCGAGCAGUGAAACAAACCUGAAGUCAAGCUAACGGCACCAGCUAUUUCUUGUGACCAACAUGUACAUAGAUAUAAAUUUAUAUAUAAAUAUAUAUAUAAAUGGGUCUUUGCACAAGUUAUCUCCGUGUCUGCUCUGUGUGAUUUUUAACAGGAAAUAAAAAAAAACAAAAUGUGGCAGAAAGCUUAGGUUAAAAAAAAAAAAAGACUUUAUAUAUGCUUUACAGUUCUUUGUCUCAUUAACAUUUUGCACUUAUUUAAAGAGGCUCUCUUUGGUUUCCGGGCUGACGGAGCUGUUUUCACGCUCUGCUGAGAUAUUGUACAAUAUGUAUAUGUAUUUUUAUUCAUAUGCAUAUAAAUAUAUGUCUAUGUAA